UCUUAACAAUAAUACGUGUGAUUUGUAGAGGGAUAGGUUAGAACCAGGUGCCCACGAGCUUAUCCCCAACUCUUUACUUACCCACACAAUCUGGCAAGCAUUGGUUAGAAAUGGAGAAAAUGCAGAAAGUCAUUAAUGGUUCAACACAAGCAUCUCUCCCUCCCUCCCUCACAAUUCUCAUCACCGGAGUCAGCAAAGGCAUAGGUCGAGCCUUGGCGCUCGAGUUUGCCAAGCGCGGCCACACCAUCAUUGGCUGCUCUCGCGACCAGAACAAACUCGACUCUUUUCGAACACAACUCUCCAUCUUCUCUAACUCCUCUCCCGACAAGCAUUUGCUCUACAAUGUUGAUGUGACGUCGGAUAGCAAUGUUCAAGAGCUAUCUCAAGCUGUCUUGGAAAGAAAACUUGUUCCUGACAUUAUCGUGAACAAUGCAGGUGUGAUUAAUAAAAAAUCAAAGUUUUGGGGGAUUCCUUUGCACGAGUUUGAUAACGUUAUCGAUACCAAUGUGAAAGGGAUAGCCAAUGUGCUACGUCAUUUCAUUCCUCUAAUGAUUGCAAGAAACAAUGGGGUUAUAGUUAACAUAUCUUCUGCGUGGAGAAAUAGCGGAGGUGCCAUGAUUUCAGCAUAUUGUGCGUCAAAGUGGGCAGUUGAAGGCUUAACCAAAUCAAUAGCAAAAGAGCUACCAGGUGGUAUGGCGAUUAUUACACUCCAUCCUGGUGCAGUAAAAACCGAUAUGUUCUUUACAUACUAUGGUGAUGAGUUACCAAGCAAGUACCAAAAUCUCGAGCCAUGGGCAAUAAAGGCGAGUACGAUCAUCCUUAAUUUUACCGCAACGGAUAAUGGAGCAUCUCUUAGUAUGGAGGAAUAAAAUAAACUGUUUUUUUGG
This is a messenger RNA of Momordica charantia (bitter melon), 887 nucleotides long. Lineage: Eukaryota; Viridiplantae; Streptophyta; Magnoliopsida; Cucurbitales; Cucurbitaceae. The record is from RefSeq and is a predicted model, not a curated record.